AUGGGCCGCUACCGCAUCCAAGUGGCCACCGGGGCCUGGCUCUUCUCUGGGUCUUUCAACUGCGUGCAGCUGUGGCUGGUCGGGGAGCGCGGGGAGGCGGAGCUGGAGCUGCAGCUGAGGCCAGCGAGGGGACAGGUGGCGGAGUUCGAACAGGACAUUCCCCAGGACUUGGGGCCACUGCAGUUCCUGAAGGUGCGCAAACACCACUCUCUGGUGGACAACGCCUGGUUCUGCAACCGCAUCACCAUACAGGGCCCAGGAGCCUUAGAGGAGGCCGCCUUCCCCUGCUACCGCUGGGUGCAGGGCGAGGGCGUGCUGACCCUGCCUGAGGGCACCGCCCGCCUGGCAGGAGAGAGUACCUUGGACAAGUUCCAGAAGCAUCGAGAGAAAGAACUGAAGGAAAGACAGCUGAUCUACCGUUGGGCCACCUGGAAGGAAGGGCUACCCCUGACAAUAGCUGCGGACUCUGUGAAGGAUCUGCCCCCAGAUAUGAAAUUUCAUGGUGAAAAGAGGCUGGACUAUGAACACAGAGAGAAGACAGGGGCUCUGGAGAUGGUCUUCAAACGUGUUUACAACCUCAUGAACCCCUGGGACAGUCUGGAGGCUUUUGAUCAGAUCUUCUGGGGCCCCAAGAGCACUCUUUGUGAGAAGGUUCAUCAGUGCUGGCAGGAUGAUGAGCUUUUUGGCUACCAGUUCCUCAAUGGCGCCAACCCCAUGCUGUUGAGACGCUCCACCUCUCUGCCCUCCCGGCUGGUGCUGCCCUCAGGGAUGGAGGAGCUUCGUGCCCAGCUGGAGGAAGAACUCCAGAAGGGUUCCCUCUUUGAGGCCGACUUUAUCCUGCUGGAUGGAAUUCCAGCCAACAUAAUCCAAGGAGAGCAGCAGUACCUGGCUGCCCCCCUUGUCAUGCUGAAGAUGGAACCCAGUGGGAAGCUGCUGCCCAUGGCCAUUCAGAUCCAGCCUCCCAAUCCCAGCUCCCCCAUCCCACCAAUAUUCCUGCCUUCAGAUCCUCCACUUACCUGGCUCCUGGCAAAGACCUGGGUCCGUAGUUCAGAUUUCCAACUGCAGCAGCUCCAAUAUCACGUGCUGAACACUCAUCUGCUGGCUGAGGUCAUCGCUGUAGCCACCAUGAGGUGCCUCCCAGGACUGCACCCUGUGUUCAAGCUCCUGAUCCCACACACGCGCUACACCAUGGAGGUUAACAUCAGAGCGCGGACCCAAUUCGACUCUGAUAGUGGAAUAUUUAAUCAGGCAAUGAGCACAGGUGGAGGAGGCUAUGUGCCGUUGUUUCAUCGGGCCAUGGCUCAACUGACCUACCGCUCCCUCUGUCCUCCUGAAGAUCUGGCUGACCGGGGCCUGCUGGGAAUCCCAAGUGCUCUCUAUGCCCAUGAUGCUUUACGGCUCUGGGAGAUCAUUGCCCGGUACGUGGAAGGGAUCAUCCACCUCUUCUACCACGGGGAUGACGUCGUGAGAGGGGACCCUGAGCUGCAGGCCUGGUGUCGGGAGAUCACUGAGGUGGGGCUGUGCCAGGCCCAGGACCGAGGUUUUCCUGUCUCCUUCCAGUCUCGGGCUCAGCUCUGCCAUUUCCUUACCAUGUGCAUUUUCAGAUGCACUGCCCAGCAUGCAGCAGUCAACUUCAGCCAGCAUGACUGUUUUUUCUGGGUCCCUAAUGCCCCAUGCACAAUGCGGAUGCCCCCUCCUACCACCAAGGAAGAUGUGACAAUGGCCACACUGAUGGGCUCACUCCCAGAUGUCCGGCAGAGCUGUCUUCAGAUGCUUUUGAUGAGGCAACUGGACCAGCAGCAACCAGACAUGGUGCCCCUGGGGUAUCACACAGAAGAACAUUUCUCAGGCCCUGAGCCCAAGGCUAUUUUAAGACAAUUUCAAGCAGACCUGGACAACCUGGAAAGGGAGAUAGUGGCCCGGAAUGAGCAGCUAGACAUUCCCUAUGAAUACCUGAAGCCGAGCUGCAUAGAGAACAGUGUUGCUGUCUGA
Molecule: messenger RNA, 1992 nt
Organism: Myotis lucifugus (little brown bat)
Lineage: Eukaryota; Metazoa; Chordata; Mammalia; Chiroptera; Vespertilionidae
Product: arachidonate 12-lipoxygenase, 12S-type-like
Exons: 14
Coding region: 1-1992 (663 amino acids)
Biological process (GO): lipid oxidation; linoleic acid metabolic process
Cellular component (GO): cytosol; sarcolemma
Molecular function (GO): iron ion binding; arachidonate 15-lipoxygenase activity; arachidonate 12(S)-lipoxygenase activity
Source: RefSeq, a predicted model, not a curated record